AUGGCGACUACUUCUCUCUCCCACGUAUACACAGACACCCACCUCCACUACACCCACAUCGUCCCUCUUGAUUUCGCCGCCGUCGACGAUCUGCCGGAGUCUCACACGUGGACAAAUACCCACACGACACGUGCCGGAGGAGGAGGGUUACACUUACCGGCGGCGGUUCCGACGAUCAACCUGAGAUCUCCGAGCGCGGCGGCGCUCGUGGGGGACGCGUGCCGGGAGUGGGGGAUGUUUCAGGUGACGAACCAUGGGGUUCCGGCGGGACUCGUUGAGGAUGUGGAGGCGCAUGCGCGGCGGCUGUUCGAGCUUCCGGCGGAGCAGAAGCUGAAGGCGGUGAGGGCGCCGAACGGCGCCACCGGGUACGGGGUGGCGCGUAUAUCGCCGUUCUUUACGAAGCUGAUGUGGCAUGAGGGUUUCACAAUCAUGGCUGGGUCGGCGGUUGAGCAUGCGAAACUGCUUUGGCCACUUCACUAUCAUGAGUUUUGUUGCAGGGAUGCGAUGGACAAUUAUCAAAAAAAGAUGAAAUCACUAGCCUACAAACUCUUCCUCAUCAUCCUCAAAUCAUUGGGCUACGACGAAGACAAUCAAGAAACGAGUUUACUAUCGGCUUCUCUUAACCAAUCCGAGGGUGCACUGCAGUUAAAUUCCUACCCUAGUUGUCCAAACCCUAGUCGAGCGAUCGGGUUAGCCCCACACACGGAUUCUUUGCUUCUAACAAUCCUUCACCAAAACGACACAAACGGACUCCAAAUAUUCCGGGAGGGCGGUGUGGGGUGGGUCCCGGUUACUCCAUUGAAAGGAGCCCUGGUGAUCAAUGUAGGUGAUCUCAUGCACAUUUUAUCGAACGGGUGUUUCCCCACGGUGUACCACCGUGUGGUUCCGAACGAGACUAGGCGGCAUAGGUUUUCGGUUGCGUACUUCUAUGGGCCUCCGGCGGAUUCCACCGUUGCACCGCUGGUGGCGGUGGGGCGGCAGUUUCCUCGUUUUAGGGCGGUGACGGUGAGAGAGUAUAUUGGUCUCAAGAACAAACAUCUUGAGAAGGCUAUUGGUUUGAUUAAGAUUUGA
Erythranthe guttata (spotted monkey flower) is the source of this 1071-nucleotide messenger RNA. Lineage: Eukaryota; Viridiplantae; Streptophyta; Magnoliopsida; Lamiales; Phrymaceae. The record is from RefSeq and is a predicted model, not a curated record.